Messenger RNA from Chaetura pelagica (chimney swift), 927 nucleotides. It is a transcript of the gene PLCXD2, whose product is annotated as phosphatidylinositol-specific phospholipase C, X domain containing 2. The transcript is spliced from 4 exons. The record is from RefSeq and is a predicted model, not a curated record. Bases 1 to 927 code for a protein of 308 amino acids. NCBI's taxonomy places the organism in Eukaryota, Metazoa, Chordata, Aves, Apodiformes, Apodidae. Gene Ontology annotation, molecular function: phosphoric diester hydrolase activity. Gene Ontology annotation, biological process: lipid metabolic process.
AUGGUCACUGUGCUCCUUGGACAGCUGGAAAAGGAGCUACCUGUGGUGACUGAAGAUGAAGGGUCGCAUGAUUCUUUCAGCUAUUGGGUUGAUGAGAAAUCUCCUGUGGGACCAGAUCAAGCUACAGCCAUCAAACGCUUGGCCAGAAUUUCUUUAGUUAAAAAGAUAAUGAAGAAAUGGUCAGUGACUCAAAACCUGACUUUCAAAGAGCAGCUGGAAAGCGGGAUCCGCUACUUUGAUCUUCGUGUAUCUUCCAAACCUGGCGAUACAGGACAAGAGAUUUACUUCAUACACGGCUUGUUUGGUAUCACAGUAUGGGAUGGUCUGAAGGAGAUCAACACCUUUCUUGAACAGCACCCCACAGAAGUAGUCUUCUUGGACUUCAAUCACUUCUAUGCCAUGGAUGACAGCCAUCACUUCUUCUUGAUCAACAAGAUCCGCUUAGCAUUUGGAUCCAAACUUUGUUCUGUUGAAUGUGUGGAACAUGUGACAUUAGAGUACAUGUGGGAGAAGAAAUACCAGGUUCUCAUAUUCUACCACUACCCUUUGUAUCAGAACUACCCCUUCCUGUGGCCAGGGAAUAAAAUGCCAGCACCAUGGGCUAAUACAACCAAUGUGCACAAACUGCUACAGUUCCUGGAGACCACUCUUGAGGAACGAAGUCGUUAUGGGACUUUUCAUGUUUCUCAAGCAAUUCUCACACCUCGAGUGAGAACUAUUGCACGGAAUCUAGUUCGUGGCCUGAAGAACACGCUUGUCCACAGGAACCUGCCCAUGAUUUUGAAUUGGGUGAAAGAACAGAAGCCAGGUAUUAUGGGUGUUAACAUAAUUACAUCAGACUUUGUGGAGCUGGUUGACUUUGCUGCUACAGUUAUUGCAUUAAACGACCUCCUUUUAGAAGAGGAUGAAUCUGCAACUAAACCCUGA